CUCGCGAUAGGCAGUCGUGUAUGGUCCGGCAUCGGAUUCGGUCGGUUACGAAAGAAGAAACAGCGUUGCUUUGCUACAGCAAGCCUUUGUCCGGACACUGGUUCACGCUCGCACCAAAAAGGUAGUGGUGUUUCGUCCUUAUCUCUGUGUAAAGCUGUGCGUUCGUCUGUAGGAAGCGUCAAGGACUGCCACUGCCACUGGUCAGAAAGAAAACGCCGGCAACGGAUCAGUGCUAUCAAACUAGAACCAACCGAUUGGCCAAUAUUGGGCGUGAGCAAGCUAUCCCACAAGCUUCAUCUACUUUAGUCGCAAUUGGCCGUGAAAUUUCUCAUCAAGACGUAACAAGUGUUCUAACAGAUGGUGUCGGAGUAAUUUAAGUGCAUGUGUGAACGUUAAGUUAGAAAAUGGCCGGCAUACUCUUUGUGGUGCACAUUCCAUCCGCUCGAUAUGAACGGGAGUUAAGGCGCAAGGAGCAGGAACAGCUUGCUAAAACGACAACUGUCACCACGGAAGAUGAGAAGGACGGUGAGCGACCGGUCACCAAGUCGGAUGAGAUGGAACCCUUCGUAACGCCACAGCCCAAAAAAGCAUCAUCAAAGAUACCAAAAUCCUGCAAUGUAAUGAAACUGUCUGAUGAUGAUGGUAAAAAUACGGACCCGGUUGGACCACCGGUGAUCAAGUUUAUCGAUCAGGAUGGUGAGGAGGUAGCUUCCCAAACGGUCGACCCUAAGGAGGACGAUGCCGAUGAAGGUGAAAAGGGAAAGGACAAAAAGUCGAACUUCCUGGCGGAGCCGUUCGAUCGGGCAUCUGCACUGCGCAAGUCGUGGGAUGGCUUUAAGGAUCUCAUCGGAUCGGCGCGCAAGGAAAAGACAGCACGUGAGGAGGCAGCCGAAAAGUUGACCCUGACCGGUGACUCCUCGAUGGAAGAGGUGCUGAAAACAAUCAUUGCCGAGAAGCGCAUUCACACUGCUGCCUGGAUCGAAACGGAUAAGGGCAAUGGGUUUCACAUUAUGUUUUCGAUCGAAUCCGGCCCCAUUGGUGAUGAUAUCAUCUACAUGCUUAGCUCCUGGGGCGUUGGCCAACGGUUCAAUUCGACCAUCUCGAUCACGUCAUGCACGCUGUACAGUCAACCGCCGGAACCGGGUUUCGAGGAAGCAGAAGUGGGAGCAGCUAGCGACCCAAACAAAAACAACGAUGGCGCGUGGAACACCUUCCUAUCGACCGUCCGGGCACGGCUAAACGUGGCACAGAUCGUGGAGGAAGUGAAGCAUGAUGCACAAGUGUCAUUCGAUUUCGUGUCGAUGCUUGCGGUGGCUAGUAUUUUGGCUGCGUUUGGAUUGGUUGAGGACAGUUCUGUGUUCCUCAUCGCCAGUAUGCUGGUUUCGCCGCUAAUGGGUCCUAUUAUUGCAGUUAUUUUUGGAACAGUUGUCAAAGAACGUACCCUGCAGUUGAUUGGACUGAAGAAUGAAAUCAUCGGCAUUAUGCUUACCGUAUCGGUGGGUUUCAUCUUUGGCUUGAUCGUGUGCAACAUAGACGAACGGUACAGUGUUGGGGAGGGUAUUACGCAUGAAAUGUUGGCCCGUUGUGAAAUGCACUCGCUGCUGGUCGGUAUUGCCAUUGCGCUACCAUCGGGGGCAGCCGUUGCCAUCGCCAUCUUGGGUGAGAACAUUGGAUCGCUCGUCGGUGUCGCCAUUUCUGCUUCGUUGCUUCCGCCUGCAGUGAAUGCGGGCGUACUGUGGGCUUUAUCGUGUCUAUACUUUCUGUUUGGAUCGGAAGAAUCUCGCUAUGGAACGCUCAUCAAAACUCAAAUUUAUUCCGAAAACCAGGGACUCGAACUAUUCACCCUCGGUUGUAUGAGCAUGUCUUUGACGUUGCUCAACAUUUUCUGCAUUUAUCUGGCAGGCGUAGUGUUCCUAAUCAUCAAAGAGGUAGCACCGGUGGUACCUAAAGAUCAGAAGCAGUUCUGGAAACACGACAUCAAGAUUGCACGCGACUAUAACCGCACGCUGCACACGAAUGAUGGUCACUCGAUGAGCAAAAAUCUCAUGCAGGAGCUAACAACGUUGCACCACAACAAUGAAACAACUGGUGGGCUCCGCGGUGACUACCUACUGAAUUCGGCCUCCAAAGGUAAUCAGAACACCUGGUCGCCGAGACACAACUAUCACCAGCGAGAUCACAGGCCCACGAUCCAGGAACUGGAAGCGCUCUAUCUUAGUCUAUCGGCCAAUACCGCAGAAAACCAGUUCCACUACUCAUCACACCAUGCCGGACCGCAUUUUGCGCACUUUGAACGACUCUCUACCUCACCCACACAACAUCGACGCAUGAAUCCCUCGAAUCCGAUCAACAUUCACGGUGGAAUAUCACGCCACAGUCGAUUCUCGGAGUCACUGCGUGGAGCAUCCGCACCAUUAUCAAAGAUACUAGAGGACGUUGCUGCGGGUACGUCCGGCGCAAAGGGUGAAACCAGUCACGGUGGACAUCAUGGUGGUAAAUCAACGAGAAGCUACGGUUUGCCGGGAUUCAAGCGCAGCUCCAAAAAGUUCACCGUUACCCCGGCUUACGAUCCGAUCCAAAAAGAGUGAGAACUCUCAGGCAGGCAAAAAAAGGAUUCGUAUCGGUUAUACAAAAUGGCUGUUUUAUGUGAAGGGUGCUGUAAGGUGCGUCCGUGGGUCUAGGCCGGGAUGCCGGCAGCAACCGUUUUGGUAUUGUCUAGUUCUUAUUGCUUCGAUUUCUCGAUUGUGAGUGUUUGUUGUUAUUGUUUAAGUUUCACUUUUCUCUUCGUCAUCGUGUUCGUUUGUAUUGUGUCUUCACCGUCCACUAGCAACAGCACAAAUUUGUAAAUAGUCGUAUCGUGUAAGACCGCAAUAGUUCUUAAGCGAAGAUCAGGUAAGAAAGGCAACAUUUGCCUGGUGGGUAGUCUGCAGGAAGCAAACGUGAUUAGGCAUCUCAUGUGGUCUACCAGCCCCAGAAGCAAAUACGAAGGUACUGUACUUAAUCGGUUCAAUGCUAAAUGAACGUGAAAGAUGCUUCCAAGCAUCAGCUAAGGCAACAUGCUUAUCGUACACAAUGAUUCUAAUAAACAUCGUGUGGAGGUGAUGAAGAUUA
Messenger RNA from Anopheles moucheti, 3111 nucleotides. RefSeq lists its product as uncharacterized. The record is from RefSeq and is a predicted model, not a curated record. Bases 405 to 2588 code for a protein of 727 amino acids. The transcript has 10 exons. NCBI's taxonomy places the organism in Eukaryota, Metazoa, Arthropoda, Insecta, Diptera, Culicidae.